AUGGCAUGUAGAAGAAAAAAGAAGCUCAGACCAGCUGAGAUCAUGACCAUGAAUUUAGCAUUUAGUGACUUGGGAAUAUCAGUGACGGGAAAACCAUUCAGCAUCAUAUCCAGUUUCAGCCAUCGCUGGGUGUUUGGCUGGAGCAUCUGUCAGUGGUACGGAUGGAUUGGCUUCUUCUUUGGCUGUGGUAGUCUCAUCACUAUGACCGUGGUCAGCUUUGACAGAUACAUGAAAAUCUGCCAUCUGAGAUAUGGUACUUGGGUGAAAAGACGACAUGCCUUCAUUAGCCUGAUCCUUAUCUGGUUCUAUGCAUCCUUUUGGGCCACUCUGCCAGUGGUGGGAGUGGGGAACUAUGCUCCGGAACCAUUUGGAACCUCCUGUACAUUAGACUGGUGGCUGGCACAGGCUUCUCUGAGAGGGAAGGUCUUUGUAAUCAGCAUCAUGUUCUUUUGCCUUAUUCUGCCCACCAUUGUCAUUGUGUUCUCCUAUGCAAAGAUUAUCGUCAAAGUCAAGUCUUCUGCUCAGGAAGUGGCAGUCUUUGAUACCAGAAAUCAGAAGAGUCACACGUUGGAGAUCAAGCUGACCAAGGUGGCGAUGUUGAUCUGUGCCGGAUUCCUCAUUGCAUGGAUUCCCUAUGCUGUUGUGUCGGUCUGGUCAGCUUUUGGGAGUCCGGAUUCCGUCCCAAUUGAAUUUUCUGUGGUACCAACUUUGCUGGCAAAAUCGGCGGCAAUGUAUAAUCCCAUCAUUUACCAAGUUAUCAACUGCAAAUGCUCAUGCUUCAGAUCCAGCAAGGCUCUGCAGAAUUCCAAUUCUAGGUACAGUGUGACAAAUUAA
Staurois parvus is the source of this 834-nucleotide messenger RNA. The record is from the annotation of a GenBank genome assembly. Lineage: Eukaryota; Metazoa; Chordata; Amphibia; Anura; Ranidae.